CCGCCGCCGCCGCCGCCGCCGCCGGCUCUCAAGAGUGAGGGGUACCGGCGAGGUAGCGAGGAGGCGGCGGCCGGAGCGGGGGCCAGCAGCCGCCAUGUCGGACACACGGCGGCGAGUGAAGGUCUACACCCUGAACGAAGACCGGCAAUGGGACGACCGAGGCACCGGGCACGUCUCCUCCACCUACGUCGAGGAGCUCAAGGGGAUGUCGCUGCUGGUUCGCGCCGAGUCGGACGGAUCUCUACUCUUGGAGUCAAAGAUAAAUCCAAAUACUGCAUAUCAGAAACAGCAGGAUACAUUAAUUGUUUGGUCAGAAGCUGAAAAUUAUGAUCUGGCUCUAAGUUUUCAAGAAAAAGCUGGCUGUGAUGAGAUCUGGGAAAAAAUUUGUCAAGUUCAAGGUAAGGACCCAUCAGUAGAAGUCACACAGGACCUCAUUGAUGAAUCAGAAGAAGAACGAUUUGAAGAAAUGCCAGAAACUAGUCAUCUUAUUGACCUGCCCACAUGUGAACUCAGUAAACUUGAAGAGAUUGCUGACUUAGUUACCUCAGUUCUUUCCUCACCUAUCCGUAGGGAAAAGCUGGCUCUGGCCUUGGAAAAUGAAGGCUAUAUCAAAAAACUACUGCAGCUGUUCCAAGCUUGUGAGGACCUAGAAAACACUGAAGGCUUACACCAUCUGUAUGAGAUUAUUAGAGGAAUCUUAUUCCUAAAUAAGGCAACUCUUUUUGAGGUAAUGUUUUCUGAUGAGUGUAUCAUGGAUGUCGUGGGAUGCCUUGAAUAUGACCCUGCUUUGGCCCAACCAAAAAGGCAUAGAGAAUUCUUGACCAAAACUGCAAAGUUUAAGGAAGUUAUACCAAUAACAGACUCGGAACUAAGGCAAAAAAUACAUCAGACUUACAGGGUACAGUACAUUCAGGACAUCAUUUUGCCUACACCGUCUGUUUUUGAAGAGAAUUUCCUUUCUACUCUUACAUCUUUUAUUUUCUUCAACAAAGUUGAAAUAGUCAGCAUGUUGCAGGAAGAUGAGAAGUUUUUGUCUGAAGUUUUUGCACAGUUAACAGAUGAGGCUACAGACGAUGAUAAACGGCGUGAAUUGGUGAAUUUCUUCAAGGAAUUUUGUGCGUUUUCUCAGACAUUACAACCUCAAAACAGGGAUGCUUUUUUUAAAACCUUGGCAAAAUUGGGAAUUCUUCCAGCUCUUGAAAUUGUAAUGGGCAUGGAUGACUUGCAGGUCAGAUCAGCUGCGACAGAUAUAUUUUCUUAUCUGGUAGAGUUUAGUCCAUCUAUGGUCCGAGAAUUUGUGAUGCAAGAAGCCCAGCAGAGCGAUGAUGAUAUACUUCUUAUAAAUGUGGUGAUUGAACAAAUGAUCUGUGAUACUGACCCUGAACUAGGAGGUGCAGUUCAGUUAAUGGGACUUCUUCGUACUCUAAUUGAUCCAGAGAACAUGUUGGCUACAACUAAUAAAACUGAAAAGAGUGAGUUUUUAAAUUUCUUCUACAACCAUUGCAUGCAUGUCCUCACAGCUCCACUUUUGACCAAUACGUCAGAAGACAAACGUGAGAAGGAUAAUAUGCUUGGAUCUAACAAAACCAAUACAAUUUGCCCUGAUAAUUAUCAAACAGCACAGCUACUUGCCUUAAUUUUAGAGUUACUCACAUUUUGUGUGGAACAUCACACAUACCACAUAAAAAACUAUAUCAUGAACAAGGACUUGCUAAGAAGAGUUUUGGUGUUGAUGAAUUCAAAGCACACUUUCUUGGCCUUGUGUGCUCUUCGCUUUAUGAGGCGGAUAAUUGGCCUUAAGGAUGAAUUUUAUAAUCGUUACAUCACCAAAGGAAAUCUUUUUGAACCAGUUAUAAAUGCCCUUUUGGAUAACGGAACUCGGUACAAUCUCUUAAAUUCAGCUGUUAUUGAAUUGUUUGAAUUUAUAAGAGUGGAAGAUAUCAAGUCUCUUACUGCACAUAUAGUCGAAAACUUUUAUAAAGCACUUGAAUCGAUUGAAUAUGUUCAGACAUUCAAAGGAUUGAAGACUAAAUAUGAACAAGAAAAAGACAGACAAAAUCAGAAAUUGAACAGUGUACCAUCUAUAUUGCGUAGUAACCGAUUUCGCAGAGAUGCGAAAGCCUUGGAAGAUGAUGAAGAAAUGUGGUUUAAUGAGGAUGAUGAUGAAGAAGGAAAGGCAGUUGUGACACCAAUCGAAAAAUCUAAGACUGAAGAUGAUUUUCCAGAUAGCUAUGAAAAAUUUAUGGAGACUAAAAAAGCAAAAGAAAGUGAAGACAAGGAAAACCUUCCCAAAAGGACAUCUUCUGGUGGCUUCAAAUUUACUUUCUCCCAUUCCCCCAGUGCUGCUAAUGGAACAAACAGCACAAACAGUAAGUCUGUGGUGGCUCAGACAACACCGGCAAGUUCUAAUGGGUCUUCUUCCAAAACUACAAACUUGGCUGCAUCAGUAACAGCCACUAAGGGGAGUUUGGUUGGCUUAGUGGACUAUCCAGAUGAUGAAGAGGAAGAUGAGGAAGAAGAAUCAUCCCCCAGGAAAAGACCUCGACUUGGCUCAUAGAAUACUUGCUGGGAGACUCCCAACACAUGAUGUUACUAAAACGCUGCAGCUGCUCACUGAGCUCAAGUCUGAAAGCUUUCUCAUGGAACUCAACACACACACGAAGUAGCAGAGACUCAGUUAUCAGAUAGGAAAGUGUAGUUGUUUAAGAAAAACCAGGCUCCCCGAGAACUUAAUUGUUUCCUACUGAUUAAACGGUUUGCCUUUUGGGCUGUCCAAAAUCAGAAGAGGAAGAAGAAGAAGAAGAAAUGAUUGUUGGAGCCUGGGUGAAAGCUUCCCAGUGAGUAAAGUCUCAGGUUUGGGGGAGGAAGGGUUGUUAAUGCAGGGUUGCUUCAGGGGAUCCAACCUAUAGAACAUUGUGAGACUUCAGUACCCAAUAACAUUGCUUGUAUAAUGGUGCUGGCCAUGUUGUUUUAAUCAGCUGCCUCUUUUUAAAAGAACUUUUUUAUGUAAAACAAAUUGAGCUGUCAUUAGAAAUGAAGUUACGUUGUUGGGACCAUUUCUUUAAAGAUUUCACAGAAGUCAGCCUUUGGUGUUUGACAGGACAUAUACCCUAGGUAACAGCAUACCAAUUUCUCUACACCAGAGACUUCCAGUACAUAAAAACAAAAACAAGCUGGGUUCCAAAUGGAUAGUUUCCUUAAUAGAACUUUCAAAGUUAGCACUUUUAGAGGUAACAGCAGUAUUCUGAAAUGGUCCUCUUCAAAACUCAGGAGUAGCUAGAAGAGGGUGUUCCCAGUACUCCCCCAGUACAGUCUUUCUGCUUUCUCAGUAAAGUUAGGUCUGGGUCUUCUGGGGCUGCUGACAAAUUUAUAGAGACCAAUAAAGAAUGGUGCUGAAUUAAGUGGCAUUUACUAUCUAGAAGCCAUUUUAUCCUAGAGUCAUGCAGCAUAGCACGGGAAGCUUUUCCACAGACAAGGAUGUAACAUGAAAGCUGCUUUUUUAAGAGAGUAAAAAGCACAUUCCAUGUACGUAAAUGAAUUUAAAAUAAUUGAGGCAAACUAUUAAGAGCUUUUAUUUUUAGAACAGCAAGUUAAUUGUAAAUAUUUUAAUGUUAGUUUGCUCAUCUAUGAUCUGAGAUCAUUGCUGAGGUGAGAAAAAUGACCCCAAACUACAAUUUAAUGCAUUGGGAAAAAUAAAAUUCCAGCUCCAGUCUUUCAAUCAGCUCUGUAGUGUGUUGUGGGUCCAUUUUUCCUGGAAUAGCUUAAAAGCAGUUUCCUGUGUUGGAGAUUUUGGAGUUAAUUUUAAUUUUGGCUAUUGUUUGGAAAAGAUGGGCUGUCUGUGUAGAUAUGAAGUAUAGUUUUUCCAUAAAACAGAUGUUUAUUUUGUAUUAAAAAUACCACUGUACUUGUUUUACACCAUUUGUAUACAUGUGGUGAUAUUAAUGUAAAAUUUGAGAAUUAAAAUGUGACCCUGUAAUUCCAUGA
Molecule: messenger RNA, 3984 nt
Organism: Peromyscus eremicus (cactus mouse)
Lineage: Eukaryota; Metazoa; Chordata; Mammalia; Rodentia; Cricetidae
Gene: Ppp4r3b
Product: protein phosphatase 4 regulatory subunit 3B
Exons: 16
Coding region: 95-2557 (820 amino acids)
Biological process (GO): protein dephosphorylation; DNA damage response
Cellular component (GO): protein phosphatase 4 complex; nucleoplasm
Molecular function (GO): protein phosphatase activator activity
Source: RefSeq, a predicted model, not a curated record